AUGUAUUCUGAGUGGGCCUCUCUCCAUCGUGAGAUUCAAUGUGACAAGGCCAACCAGAGUGUCCUUCACAAGUUUCCAGAAUUUGCUGGCAAGGAGAUUGCUUGCUCUGUUGUGAAGCAUCUUGCAAAGACAUUCUCAACUCCAUCAUCAAAUGCGGACCUACAAGAUGAUAAAGAUGUCAAGUGGACAAUGGAGGUGUUGUGUUUUGGGCUGAGUCUACCACUGACUGAACAUGAAGCCAUUCGUGACUGUGUAAAUAUUUAUUGUGAUUGGCUGACUGCACUUACCACUCCUUUAGAAAGUGUUCCAAAGCCCAUCAUUGAAAAUCCCAACCUCUACUCAAGGGAAAUCAUUCAUCAUCUUCUCAAUCUGUUUGUACCCAGAGAUGGAUCAAGCGUAGACCUCGUGAAGCGUCAAUCUGCAUUGUGUCAGCGAGUGUUACGAAGCAUUGAGAAUGUGGCCCUGGAAUCAGCCCUCCUUACCAGAGACACUUGGGAGACUCUGUUGAAGUUUCUGCUGGCUGCCAAUGACAGCCUCUUGGCGCCACCUGCUGAAAAAGAUGACAUUGGACUGAGUUCACCCGAUAUAGCAGAACACUUGUGCGAGCGAGUUCUCAGUGUUCUCUUUGAGAUCUGGAUUCUUGCCUGUGCCCGUUGCUUCCCAUCUCCAUCUCUGUGGAAAACGUUCCGCAACAUGUGUAUCUGUUGGCGACACCAUGAUGCACUCAUUCAACAAUGGCAUCGAGUCAACCAUGCUCUCCUGUCUCGUCUCCUCAAGUUUAUGUAUGGACCAGACUAUCCUGAACUACAAAUCCCUGAAGAAGAUUUACAUUUGAUUCCAGCUGAGAUGACCAAUGAUUGUAUUGCUCAAAGUUGGUUCCGAUUUCUUCACAUCUUACAAAAUCCUGUGGACCUGUGCCAUCCUGAAAUCAUCAGCAAAACUCAGAAGUUUAUGGAAAUGGUUCUCGCCUCCAAAAAUGUUAUUGACCCCUCUGAACAUGAGUGCCUCAAGUCUCUGCCCCUGAUAUUCUGCCAUUCCAUGCAUGGAAUAUCGGUUAUGGUCAAUGCAUUUCUAGGUAUUGCACAGUCUACAAAAGAAUUGGCAAAUUCUUCAAAUGCAUCCAACACACGGGCAAAUCCUGCAUGUACACCUCCUGGACAGCGUAAAACGCCAAUGAGACCAUUUUCAGCUGUUACAGUACCCCUCACACAAAAAGGCUCAUCAAAAUCUUCUUCCACAUCAUCUAAUUUGUACAAAGCAGCAUCCUCACCAACCCCAAUGAUAGGCCCUGCUCAGCUGUUGCUUGAUUCAAGCCUGACCAUGGCACCAUCCCGUCCUCGUUGUAAUAGUAUCCUUCAUCUCUUUGGUGCCUGGCUCUUUGAAGCUGCUCUGGCUGGCGUUACGCUACAUCCUUGCCACAGUGAAACAGCUCAAAAACCAGAUCGAAGAGCCAAUUCCUUCACAGAAAGCCGCCACAGUUCCAUGGUGACUGAACACUAUUCAGAGAAAGCAAGAAUUGCUGUCAAUACUUAUGAAGAUGGCCGGGCAGAGGCUUGUGGCACUUUAUGCAGAAUAUUUUGUGCUCACAGGACAGGAGAAGAUAUCCUCCCAGUUUACUACUCUCGUUUCUACAUUACGAUGUAUUAUGGACUUCAGGCAGGGGAGAAUAUGAGUAGUCAAGUGUUGUCCAGUAUCCUGUUCAAUUCCUGUGACCUACUCAGGGUGGAUCUAGCUGGAGCUCAGAUCCUUGUCCCUUAUAUACUUAAUGCUCUAGAACUUGUCAUUUCUGAAUUUAAGUGCAUAACUCGAGAAACAAUUCCUGAAGUCGACCUUCGGAAAGCAUGUUUUCACCUUCUCUUAUCUAUGCUUUGUCUACCUCUACACUUCAAAGAUCUUGAAAUCAAAGAUAUCUUAUCAAGUCCUGAGACAGGAGACAAAAAAAUUUCUUUUAUUUCACUCAAACGCAAAAUUACUGAACUUCUACUUCGAGCUCUUUUCUCAGAAGUUGAUGCUACCAACACUCAGAUGUUACUUGGCGGGCUGAUGUUGUUGGUGCAGGACCUUGCUCUGUAUGAAGAGGCUGAGUAUUUGGCUGUGCAACCUCAGCAACAAGACAUUUGUUUGAAUGAUUCAGAUAUGUCUUCAGAUUACUCAAAGAGCAGUAAUACCAGUUCUUCAACAGAGACUUCAUACACCGAUAGCCUCCCUAAAAUACCACCGUCUCAACUGAAUGGAUUUGAUGACAACCGUAACAGCAGAACAUUUAUGGGACUAAAGAAUUUACCCGGUUCAGGAUCUUCAAUUUACACAUAUUUCAAAUGUGAAUUAAAGGACAACACAGACACAGCUCAUGGCCUCUUUGGUCAUGCAACAUCCUUAGUCUGUAAUCGAUUGAUGGCAUCUUGGAAGUCCGACUUGAAUACAGCCUUAGCUGCCAUGGAACUCCUGUCUGGCUUGGCCAAGGUGAAAGUAAAACCACCAAACACAAGCAUGAGUAAACGUACGGUCAAGUGGAUUUGUGAUUUUAUAGUCUACCAGUGCAGCCGACCUGCUACGUCACAUUCAAGGGACCUUCACUCAAUGAUUGUAGCAGCUUUCAAAUGUCUUAAACUCUGGCUUGUAGAACAUAGCUGCCUUCUCUAUGACAAAGAAUGUCUACACAAUGUUCUGGAAGUUGUAGAACUUGGCAUUUCUGGUUCAAAAUCUCAGAAUAAAGUUGGGGAAUGCCAGACUGUUAAAAGUAAACUAGAGAAGGAGUCAAAAUCUUCUUCAGCGCUGAAGCACCGUGCCACUGAUAUCCCAAAAUACAAAGGAGAGAAGCAAUUGAAACCUGCCUCCAUGAGAGUUAAAGAUGCUGCCGAGGAGGUUCUCACAUGUAUCAUCGACCAAGUCGGAGCAUUUCCUCCCCCCUGUGGACCAGAGUCCUUAUUCUCUCUACUUGAUGAGCAGGCUCUCUUAAAAUAUGCCAGAGGGACAUCCCUACCUGAACAUGGAUCACCAUUCCGUUAUUUUGUCCUUGAAAAUUCCAUCAUCCUUGGCCUCCUUGAACAACCACUGGGAAAUGUACAAGAUCCUUUGCCCACUGUCACUGCUCUUAUACGUGGCCCAUUUGGACGUCAUGCAUGGACCAUGCAACUGAGACACCAGCCACGAAGUCAAGACAAUGCUUCAAAUCUUGCUGAAGUUCAGCGUCCCCAACCAAUGGAAAAUAUUGGGUUUAAACAUAAUGUAAAGCAUCGAUACUUUCCUGAGAUUGUCGAGACAAUAGUCCCUACUAAACUAGAGAUGAGCAUUCCAACAAUGGAGUCUAUUGUGACUGAGAAGACAGCAGCUGAACUUGAUGUGCUAAGGCAGCUCAUUGACACACAAGUUGCUUUUGAGAACAAAGUCGCUGAACAGUACAGUGAGAAAUUGAAGAAUCAAGUCCAUCCAAAUCCCAUCACUGAAUGUAAACCACCCAAGAUCUGUCAUGAGUUCCAAACUGCCAGACUGUUCCUAUCACAUUAUGGAUUUUUAUCUUUGGAGGCAUUAAAGGAAUCAAGUAACAGUAGCCUACCCCCAGCAUUGGUUUUAUUGGCCAGUAACAACAGUGCUCUGUUCACAGACCUGGAAACUCUGGAUGGAAUUCCAAGUCGGGAUAGUGAUACUGUGCAUGUCUUCUACAUGAAACCAGGACAAAAGGCACCAGAAGAAAUACUACGAAAUGUGCUCUCAAACACCAAUGUCCAACCUCAAUUUUUGGAGUUUUUACGCUCUCUUGGCUGGCCAGUGUUUGUGCGUAAGCAUGCAGGUUGGACUGGCCAUGUGUCCACAAGUUGGAAGGUCAUCAAUGAGGAUGAUAUUCAUGAUUAUGAUAGUCCAACUAACACUGGAGGUAGCAUAUAUGGUGGCCGUCAGCAAGUCUUGUACUGGGCUGAUGUUUCCUCAGAGAUCGCUUUUGUAGUCCCUUCAACUGAUUCUUGUAUGAACAAUCGAUCUUCUACUGGGCCCAAUGAUCAGAGCUUAGAAAAGAAUAACAUUAGUAAUGUUGGUGAAAGAAUUUCUAUUGGGCCUGAUUUAAAUUUAACCAAACCGAAGUCACUUGGAUUAGUGGGAGACAAGAAUGGUAAAGAAAAGGAAAGUCCAGGUUCUCCUCCGGAAAUUCCUGUUAUCAGGGGCAAGAAAUAUGGUCGGCAUUCAUCCCUGGCCAUUGGACCAGACACACGUGUCUAUGUUGUGUGUUUUAAAAACUAUCAAAAAAAUAUUUCAAUAAUUUGUUUUUUUUUUUUUGUUUUUCACUGUUUUUCUCUUUCCCUUUUUCUUUCUCCUUUUUCUCUUUCCCUUUUUCUUUCUCCUUUUUCUCUUUCCCUUUUUCUUUCUCCUUUUUCUCUUUCCCUUUUUCUUUCUCCUUUUUCUCUUUCCCUUUUUCUUUCCCCUUUUUCUUUUCCUUUUUUUUUUCCCUUUUUUCUUUCCUUUUUCUUUCCCUUUUUCUCUUUCCUUUUUUCUUUCCCUUUUUCUCUUUCCCUUUUUUCUUUCUCCUUUUUCUCUUUCCCUUUUUCUUUCUCCUUUUUCUCUUUCCCUUUUUCUUUCUCCUUUUUCUCUUUCCCUUUUUCUUUCUCCUUUUUCUCUUUCCCUUUUUCUUUCUCCUUUUUCUCUUUCCCUUUUUCUUUCUCCUUUUCUCUUUCCUUUUUUUCUUUCUUUUUCUCUUUCCCUUUUUUUUUUCUUUCCCUUUUCUCUUUCCUUUUUCUUUCUCCUUUUCUCUUUCCCUUUUUCUUUCUCCUUUUUUUUCUUUUCCCUUUUUCUUUCUCCUUUUUCUCUUCUCUCUCUCUCGUUUUUUUCUCUAGCUCUUCUCGAUCCACUGAGAUGCUGAGUUAUACAAAUACUGGAUUAGAACAACAUGCCAACAGUGGUGGAAGUACAGGUUCUUCAAUCACACGAACUCAGGAAAUUUAUGUCAUUUUUAUUCAUGCCCUGCAGAAUGGUUUAUUUAGAGUACGAAUGCAGGGCCAAUCUAAAAGAGUUUCCAUGGCAAUACCUCUUGUAGAUGGAAUGGUGGUAAGUCGCAGAUCUUUGGGAACACUUGUACGGCAGACUGCUAUAAAUAUUUGCCGGCGCAAGAGAUUGGAGAGUGAAUUGUACCAACCACCUCAUGUACGUCGAAAGUUAAAAAUCCAAGACAUUGUUAAUAAAUACCGCAGCAAAAUGACUGCUCCAGAAUUCUAUGCAGCAAUCUUUCAAGAUGUACUGAAGUGA
This is a messenger RNA of Acanthosepion pharaonis, 5232 nucleotides long. The record is from the annotation of a GenBank genome assembly. NCBI's taxonomy places the organism in Eukaryota, Metazoa, Mollusca, Cephalopoda, Sepiida, Sepiidae.